Prorocentrum cordatum is the source of this 303-nucleotide messenger RNA. NCBI's taxonomy places the organism in Eukaryota, Dinophyceae, Prorocentrales, Prorocentraceae. The record is from the annotation of a GenBank genome assembly.
AUGUGGGGACGUGACAUGCGCGCUGGCGAGGCCGCGGAGGCAGGGAUGCUGCGCCUCAGCCACAGCGAGGCCCCGCUGGGCGUUCACCUGGACGUCGAGCUGGCGCUCCACUGCGUGCGCGUGGCCUUGGCGCCGGCCUCGUGGCAAGAGCUCGCUGGAUUCCUGGCGGCGCUGCAGGUGGCGCCUGCGACCAGCGAGGCAGCGGCCAUGCAGCGCCUGCCGGCCGUGUGGCCCUGGAAUUCCCUCUGCGUGGCGAUGCCCCAUCCAAUGAGCAUUCGCUGCGCUCCUGCCGUGCUCGAGUGA